CACCAGCUCCCAUCCCACACACAAUACUCAACAUGAAGAUGCUGACUCUAGUGGCGCUGGUGGCCGCUGUCACCGCCGACUCGCGGCCCCGCACCAGCUACGGCGCCGCCCCGGCCGUGCGUACCGCCGCCGCCCCCCUGCCCCUGGUCCGCAUCCUCGAGUCGUCCAGCACCAGCGACGACCAGGGCGGCUACGCCUUCCGCUUCCUCUCCGAGGACGACAUCCAGCGCCAGGAGGAGGCGGCCGACGGCACCGUGUUCGGCUCCUACAGCUACAUCUCGCCCGAGGGCGUGCCCGUCAGCGUGCGCUACGUGGCCGACACGCUGGGCUUCCGGGCGGAGAGCGACGCGCUGCCGACGCCCGUGCCCACCGAGUACCCGACGCCCGAGGUGCCGUCCACCGAGGCGGCGCCCGAGGUGCGCACCGUGCAGGAGGGCUACUCGGCGCCGGAGCGGCAGGUGGUGCGGGCCCAGCAGCCGGCCGUCGAGUACAAGCCCGUCUACGAGUACCGGGCCGUCGCCCAAUGAGACUGAGCACAGCCUCACCGCCGCCUGUCCAUCGGAGCCGCCUACGCCACUGACCGACGCCAUGUCUGGAGACCCGCUACGUCUAUUUAUGUGUGUGUGAGAGAACGGGACCAAGUCACCGCUGUAUUUAUAGUGUGACUCACCUGUGUACAUGAAUACAUUUCACAUCAGCAAUUUUAA
Molecule: messenger RNA, 707 nt
Organism: Pollicipes pollicipes
Lineage: Eukaryota; Metazoa; Arthropoda; Thecostraca; Pollicipedomorpha; Pollicipedidae
Product: larval cuticle protein 16/17-like
Exons: 2
Coding region: 33-527 (164 amino acids)
Cellular component (GO): chitin-based extracellular matrix
Molecular function (GO): structural constituent of chitin-based larval cuticle
Source: RefSeq, a predicted model, not a curated record